CCAUUUCCUACUGAUUCGUGCCCUCUCCUCACCGUGUCUCGUUACUCUUUGCUCCUUCCCAAUGUCAAGUUUCUAAGCAUCGUAUCAUGGCAACCAGUUCGAAACCCGAGAAAGGUUCCUUGCCGACCCAGCAGCCAGAAAGCAACCUCCAGCGCAUACCGUCCCAUUCUUCCAAAGCCGCCGAAGCAGCACAGCACGCCCCACAGUCGCAUAACAUGGCUACCAUUGCAGACGACGACGACAGGCUACUUGAGCGCAUCGGAUACACACCCGUCCUCCAAAGACACUUUUCAAGAUGGUCGACUGUGUCCUAUGCCAUCUCCAUUCUAGGAGUACUCGGUUCCGUUCCAGCGACAUUCGGUAGCCCAAUGCACUCUGGCGGUCCGGCGACUGCAGUAUGGGCAUGGCUGAUAGGCAGUGUCAUGGCUUACUGUAUAGCAAGUUCAGUCGCCGAGCUGGUAUCGGCAUAUCCAACAGCUGGCGGCAUGUACUAUGUCACAAAGCAUGUUGUUCCCAAGGAUCAUGUCGCACCGUGGGCAUGGAUCAUUGGGUGGUGUAAUUUCCUUGGUCAGGCGGCCGGAGUUGCUAGUCUUGCCUAUACGAUCUCGCAAAUGAUCCUCGCGACAGCCGUCAUGCAUACAUUUGAGAAAGGGGAAGCAGCCUUUGUGCCGACUGCUUUGCAAACGGUCUUGUUGGCCAUCUUCGUCUUAUGCCUGUUCGGCACCAUCUGCUCCUUCCCAACCAAUUGGCUGCACCGCAUCAUUUUAUGGUUCGCUCCCAUCAACAGUGAGUUUUGGAUCAAGUCUCGCGAUCAGCUGUCUUCUGACUAGA
Periconia digitata is the source of this 831-nucleotide messenger RNA. Lineage: Eukaryota; Fungi; Ascomycota; Dothideomycetes; Pleosporales; Periconiaceae. The record is from the annotation of a GenBank genome assembly.